AUGGAGGUUGGGGAUCUCAAUGCCUGUCCUUCAGGGAGAGGGAGCAAGGCCUUGGUCUGUAAGAAGGGCUAUCUGAUCCACGAUGACGACAGAUCAGCUUUCCCCGUCUCAUGGACUAUCCAUCUGAAUGAGACCUGUCAGCCAGGGGAAGGAUGUCAGGAGACCCUUAUCCUUCUGGAGUCAGGCCAGCAGCUGGUGGACCUCUGCCUCCAAAGACCAGGUACCCAGGACCAGCCUGUCCCUGCCUCCUUCUAUCAGAAAUUCCUUCCCCCCGCAGGGAACAGAGUGGGUGCAGUUAUCAGUCAUGGGUGCACUGGAGGCCAAGCCCAUGAAGCCAAGGACAUCCAGCACAGAGCAGGCCCAGGGGUGACCAUUGCAUCCCUCACCAAAGUUUGCCACUCAGACCUCUGCAAUGAUCUUGAAACCAGUGUCCCCUUGUGGACUCCGGAACCCACAGAUGCCCCAGCACAAGGGGGCUUGCGGUGCCCAGUCUGUGUGUCUCCUUAUUCCUGCCCUUCUGAUGCUCCCCUGGUCACCUGUCCCUCAGGCACAACUCACUGCUACAGUGGAACCAUCCAGCUCUCUGGGGGGGGUCUCUCCCAUCCUCUAAGGGUUCAGGGCUGUGUUCCCCACAAUGGUUGCCAGCUGCUCAACGGGACAACAGCGAUUGGGACCAUUUCUCUGACAGAAAGCUGUGAGAGUGAAGGGAGCCAGGACACCAGGACCCUGGUCUGCUUCAAGGGACACCUAGUUGCAAUAAAGGACAAAUCAGAUUUCCCCCUCUCAUUUACGGCCUCCUACAGAGAGACCUGUGAGCCAGGGGAAGCCUGUCAGGACACUCUGAUUCUCCUGGAAUCUGGAGACAGAGUGGCUAUAGCCUUCAGUAAAGGCUGCCAGAGAGGCCGCACACGGGAGCCACUCAACACUUGGCACAGAAGGCCCCCAGGGGUGACCAUCUCCUCCUACACCCACGUCUGCCACUCAGACCUCUGCAACAACCUCAGCUCCACCUUUCCUUUGUGGCGCUCCCGACCACCCACAGCUGCCCCUUCCUCCAGUGGUCUCCAGUGUCCAACAUGUGUGGCCUUGGGAUCCUCCUGUUCAAGCACUGCUCUUUCCCUGUGCCCAGAGGGCACCUCCCAGUGUUACCAGGGACUGUUACAGCUCAGUGGAGGAGGGAUUACAAGGAACUUCAGUAUACAGGGCUGUGCCCCCGAAGCCGUCACAGGCUGCCGUCUACUUGGAAACACCCAGGCUUUUGGGCCCAUUGCUGUGACUGAGGAAUCAUUCAGGAGGAGAUUGGUGGGAGCAGCAGCUGUGGGAGGUGGGAGGUGGAGAUGGCCAGAGCCAGAGCCAGGGCUCAAGUGGAGUAGCCCCACCAUGCACUAUGCCAGAGGAGUGGACACCCUGAAAGUGUAUUGCAUUCAGAGCCCAUGCAGGGACACUGGCCCCCAGAACUUGAAACAGGAGCUGGAGCAGUGUUCAGAAGCAGCAGAAGCAGAGGAAGUGGAAUGGAGCAGUCCCUUCCCCUGUGAGGUGGAAUAUGGAACAGGAGCAGGAGUGCAGAGCUGCCUCCAUGUGGACCUAGGCAGGAGCCAGGAGCGCUCCAGGGGUGACAUCAUCUCCUACACCAAAGUCUGCUCCUUCAACCAGUGUAAUGACAUUAACAGCACAGCUUCCAUCCUGAGUCCAGCUCCUUCAGGGAGCAAGGCCCUGGUCUGUAAGAAGGGCUACCUGAUCCAUGAUGAUAACAGAUCAGCUUUCCCCGUCUCAUGGACUAUCCAUCUGAAUGAGACCUGUCAGCCAGGGGAAGGAUGUCAGGAGACCCUUAUCCUUCUGGAGUCAGGGAACAGAGUGGGUGCAGUUAUCAGUCAUGGGUGCACUGGAGGCCAAACCCAUGAAGCCAAAGACAUCCAGCACAGAGCAGGCCCAGGGGUGACCAUUGCAUCCCUCCUCACCAAAGUUUGCCACUCAGACCUCUGCAAUGAUCUUGAAACCAGUGUCCCCUUGUGGACUCCGGAACCCACAGAUGCCCCAGCACAAGGGGGCUUGCAGUGCCCAGUCUGUGUGUCUCCUUAUUCCUGCCCUUCUGAUGCUCCCCUGGUCACCUGCCCCUCAGGCACAACUCACUGCUACAGUGGAACCAUCCAGCUCUCUGGGGGAGGUCUUUCACAUCCUCUAAGGGUUCAGGGCUGUGUUCCCCACAAUGGUUGCCAGCUGCUCAAUGGGACAACGGCAAUUGGGCCCAUUUCUCUGACAGAAAGUUGUGAGAGUGAAGGGAGCCAGGACACCAGGGCCCUGGUCUGCUUCAAGGGAAUACCUAGUUGCAAUAAGGGACAAAUCAGAUUUCCCCCUCUCAUUUACGGCCUCCUACAGAGAGACCUGCAUCCCAGGCUCCCAGCUCUCACCCCAGGAGACAGAGUGGCCAUAGUCCUCAGUAAAGGCUGCCAGAGAGGCCGCACACGGGAGCCACUCAACACUUGGCACAGAAGGCCCCCAGGGGUGACCAUCUCCUCCUACACCCACGUCUGCCACUCAGACCUCUGCAACAACCUCAGCUCCACCAUUCCCUUGUGGCGCUCCCAACCACCCACAGCUGCCCCUUCCCCUAGUGGUCUCCAGUGUCCGAUGUGUGUGGCCUUGGGAUCCUCCUGCUCAAGCACUGCUCUUUCCCUGUGCCCAGAGGGCACCUCCCGGGACUGUUGCAGCUCAGUGGAGGAGGGAUUACAACUAACUUGGGCAUCCAGGGCUGUGCCCCCAAAGCCGUCACAGGCUGCUGUCUACUUGGAAACACCCAGACUUUUGGGCCCAUUGCUGUGACUGAGAUCUGUCAAGGAUAAGGGCAAUCUGAGGACCAGGGCAACACCAAUGGAGUUUCUGCCACCAUAGUGCAAGCCUGGGGAAUGAGAGCUGGAUGGCUCCUAGCCCUGUGGAGGUGCCUCCCCCCACUCUCAGGGCCUCUGGCCUUUCUGUGACCCAUUAGCGUCUUGAGAGUCCCCUGACCCAUUUUGCUAUGAGAAUGACCUUACACAUAGAUGGCUCCUCACUCCCAAGCCCCACCCCAUACCCUUGUGCCUUGAUUGUGGAAGACAGUUGGCAGGAAGCACGUGGAAGUUGUUAACAAUUACUAAGUUCUUUCUUUGAAAGACAAAGAAAAUUAGGCUGCACAUGAGUGUUUAUUUCUCUUAAAGCUAAUGGAACAUGCAUAUAGAGAUAUG
Messenger RNA from Trichosurus vulpecula (common brushtail), 3218 nucleotides. RefSeq names its product CD177 antigen-like. The coding region runs from base 1 to 2820 and encodes 939 amino acids. Gene Ontology annotation, cellular component: plasma membrane; plasma membrane raft. Gene Ontology annotation, biological process: regulation of integrin-mediated signaling pathway; positive regulation of neutrophil degranulation; leukocyte cell-cell adhesion. The record is from RefSeq and is a predicted model, not a curated record. The transcript is spliced from 21 exons. NCBI's taxonomy places the organism in Eukaryota, Metazoa, Chordata, Mammalia, Diprotodontia, Phalangeridae.